Molecule: messenger RNA, 2883 nt
Organism: Puccinia triticina
Lineage: Eukaryota; Fungi; Basidiomycota; Pucciniomycetes; Pucciniales; Pucciniaceae
Exons: 8
Coding region: 1-2883 (960 amino acids)
Source: RefSeq, a predicted model, not a curated record
AUGAGCGGGCUCAAUGUGAUCAGAAGGCUCACUUCCAUCAUCCGGCGUAUUAAAAAUUCCAGAGCUACCAUCCCGGUUUUCAAAGGAUCGUUGGCCUACGUAUUGUUUUUUGUUUUGUUCUUUCUCAAACCAUUUCAGAACAUUUUGUCAAUUCCCUCAGCUGGGAGCAGUGCCGUGUUGGUUACUAUUCUUGGCUUUCCUGGACGGUCAGUUGACGCAUGCUUGCACUCGCUUCUCCUUGGCAUGCUCGGAGCCGGAAUCGGAGGCCUCAACUUUCUUGUCUUGGGCAAACUGGCGCCCUAUCCAGUCGCUCAAGCGGCUGUGUUUUUUCUCAUGGUAUAUGUCCCGGCUCUGAUUAAAAUGAGAAAUCCUAGUUAUCUGGUCUUCUCCUUAUACUGUAUUUCCAUGAGCUGGAAUGGCGUAUAUAGCUCAUCAUCCAGCUCCAAUCGACAAUACUCUCCCGAAUUACUGGCAAGCUUUCUCCAGACUUAUGCAUGGGGCGCUGCUAUUGUCGUCUUUGUCAACGUCGUCAUACUCCCUCAUUCGAGUGAAGCAGAACUUCGCACCACUCUAGUCCAUUGCAUCGAUCAUCUCCGAACUCUGGCUUUUCUGAUAAAAAAGACGUAUUGGUGCGAAAUUACGGACGAAGAAUCCAAAGUUCGAGAUGACUUGGUCCAAUCAAUCCGAGCAGAUUGCCAUUUUCUACAGGGCAAGCUCGAGCGAACCUUCUUGGGAAUUACUUACUCGAAAUGGUCAGGAGACGAAUACAAGAAGAUGGUCCAGCUCACAAAAUCGAUGCAGCAAUCUCUAAUUUCCACACACUCAAACUUAAGCACUAUGGAACAACCAGAAGCAAGGCCUUUUAUUGAUCAGGUUAUCGCAACAGGAUCCGUGGAUCCGGAAUUGCUGCGUAAGUGUAUAUAUGUGGGUCUUACGGAAAUACAGAGGGAGCUAGCCCUAGGGUCAGAAUCGGCACCAUUCAUGCGCCAGGAGAUGGAACUGCUCCGGGAGAUUGACACAGAUAUUCGCUCGAACAAACGGGCGAGAGCAUUACUACGACCAAGCCUUGCAAAUUUCAUCGAGCGCAACGGCUCCGGGAGCAAUGCGGAUAAUCAACAAGCGGCUUCUCAACUCAGGGACAUUCAAAGCAACAUAGCGUUUGAAAUUUCGCGAGGAGUACAAGAUACGAAUGUUGAUGUCAUUGAAUCUCCCACACUGAAUUCUUCGAUUCGGCAACUUUGGACUGACUUGCAAACCUUACAAAACGGACUCAUCGGACAGCUGUUCAAAUCCGGAAAGGUCUAUCAUCCUCAGGAGCCUUUGCUCAUAGAUUCUGUCGCCAGUCCCACCGACCUGCAUUUUCCAUCCGGUUUACCAUGCGGAAAUCAGGGAGAGCCACUUACGGCCUCAAAUUCAACUGAACGACAUCGUUUAUCUGCGCUUCAGCCCGUUUUGCCUAUAGUCGGUGACACUUCAUCAGAUGGAUCUCCAAACUUCUCGGUAUUAACUGCGGUAUCAGAAAACACCCCAGAUCGUCAGCAGCAAGAACUUACCAAAGACGAGCUACAUCGCUCUCUACUUAGGACAUUCUCACAUUCGUGUAUCAUGGGCAUGUUCCUGGAAGAACUCAUUGAACUAAGGGAGCUAGUCCUAGGUUUGCAGAGUGAUGGAUAUACACGUCGAAUGAAAUUCCACAUCAAUGUCUUGACAGAUAUCCAAGCUCGAAUCUGGUUUCGGAAACAACCUAAACCCGAAAUUGAAACUUCAGUUCCAUGUCAUGAUUGUGCCGACGAAACAAUGACUAUGCAAGAAGCGCUGGAAACUCUCAAGGGUGAGCGCCAAGUGCCCUACAAGAAAUGUCUAUUGGAACAAGCUCUUCGGAUCGAAAAGUUUGCCCGAAGCCCAGAUAGUAUUUGCGCGGCUAAGGUCGCCUGUGCUGUGUCCACCCUUGGGAUAAUGUAUUGGUCCAACUCAACCCGGGAGUUUGCAAAAACUUACAAUCUUAAUACUGCCAUCCUACCACUGGUCGUUGCUAUCACUCCUACUCUGGGUCAGAGUUGGUUAGGUUUUAUUCUGCAGAUCAGUGGCGCAGCAAUAGGAUUGCUGUAUAGUAUGGUAGUCUUGGAGGUUUUUAGAAACUCAGGCGGUUAUAAGUACAAUCCGUAUGGCAUAAUUUCGGCCAUGGCUUUAUUUUCAGUGCCGAUGAAUUAUCUUUUAUACACGAAGCCAAAGCUGCUUGUGCUUUCAGCGUUGGGAUUGAAUUCGGCAGGAACAUUGAUCUAUCCGAUGUAUCUAAACCAAAAAAAGACAUUUGAUUCACCCCCUCACCGGAUGGGCAAAAGCUUAACAUCGCUCGCGGUAGCGCUAGGGAUUGUGACCUUCUUACAGCUGUUCGCUCUCAGGAAUCCAGCUCGGCGAACCUUGAGACAGGCAGUCACCGCCCAUCCCUACGUCUCCCUCAUCCACUGUGCCAAAUCCAUUCACGAGUCCCAUGCGCGUGCCCGGACACCGACACCCUCGCUUGCAGUCGAAAUGGCCGAUCGGGCAAAGGCCAAGUCAAUCACUCAGGCCGCCUGGGGUUUCGUCAAUGACUCCUUGAUGUCCCCCUUGUGUCUCGUUGCCAGACCCAAGCUCAUCGCUGCCGCCGCCUUCCUCCUCGCCGUCUCCCAUCGUCUCUCCGAAUCUCCUGCCUCAGAUUGGGAGCAACAGGCGGAUCCGAAGCUUGAGCAUGUCAUUCGCGAGUACCUGUCCGUCGACGAGGACGGUAACGAACGGGCUGGGCCGAUCAGUGAUUCUUCAAACGUAACGUCAAACAUAUCCAGCAUACACAUACCCCAUCCCUUGCUCUCCCCCUCCAAGACGAAUUGUCGUGAGCCUGUCUAA